CACAAAUUCAACAUCAUAACUUCAGUGUGGUGUUCAGUAGGAGGGAGAGAGAGCUGAGGAGAACCAAGCUUUUGUUUUAAAACACACAUACUUCCACUAUGAGCAAGUGUGUCAAGAAAUACCAUGGAAAAAUAACUGUAAGACAAAUGACCAUGGAAAUGGUUGAAUCACAACAAGAUGGAAGUGCUGCAGAGUCUGCAGCAGAGAGUGAUGCUGUUCGCAUGCAAAACCUGCCAGGCCAAAGUCAGAUUCCUCCCAUAGCUCAGGUUUCUGUAGCUGGAUCAAGUGCUGGAAGAGGCUCUCCAGCUGUAACUCUAGUGCAGUUGGCUUCUGGACAAACUGUACACGUCCAGGGAGUGAUUCAAGCCACACAGCCAUCAGUUAUUCAGUCGCCGCAAAUGCAGGCUGUUCAGGUAGCACCAGCUGCAGAUGCAGAUGAGUCUGCGGAAUCUGAAGGUGUAAUUGAUUCUCAAAAACGCAGAGAAAUACUAUCAAGAAGGCCUUCAUAUCGAAAAAUUCUGAAUGAACUCUCUUCCGAUGCUCCUGGUGUUCCUAAGAUUGAAGAGGAGAAGUCAGAGGAAGAAGGAGCACCAUCUGGAAUCCCUACAAUGGGAGUGCCAACCAGUCUAUAUCAGACUAGCACAGGGCAAUACAUUGCUAUAGCCCAAGGUGGAGCAAUCCAGAUUUCUAAUCCAGCAUCUGAUGGAGUCCAGGGAUUACAAACAUUAACAAUGACGAAUUCAGGAGCUCCUCAGCCUGGUGCUACAAUUGUGCAAUAUGCAGCACAGACACCUGAUGGCACGCAGCAGUUUUUUGUACCUGGGAGCCAAGUUGUUGUCCAAGCUGCUACUGGAGACAUGCCAGCUUAUCAAAUCCGAACUCCUACCACUGCCUUGCCUCAAGGAGUGGUAAUGGCAGCAUCACCGGGAACAUUGCACAGCCCUCAGCAGCUAGCAGAGGAGGCAACACGCAAAAGAGAGCUAAGACUCAUGAAAAAUAGGGAAGCUGCUAAAGAAUGUCGACGUCGGAAGAAAGAAUACAUAAAAUGUCUGGAGAGUCGUGUUGCAGUGCUAGAAGUUCAGAACAAGAAACUUAUUGAAGAGCUUGAAACCCUAAAAGACAUUUGCUCUUCCAAAACAGAUUAGUAUUUAUUAUACUGUGAACUGACUAAAACAUGUCCGGUUGCUUUUUAAGGCAAUACAUAGCCAACAAGAAUUAUGGCUUUUUCUGUGUCAUUUAUCUUAUACUCCAACUUCUAACAUUCCUAAAAUGCUUUUCCAGCAUUUUGUCAAUUCUUAGUUGUACCUUCAAAUUUUUCCCCCUCAGAGGAGUCAAAGGAUAAAAUGUGUGUAACAUGGUUAAAAGCAACAUUUCUCAAGGCUGUUCCAGUGUCAUUUAAUUGCAUUUAUUGCUACUUCUGUGUUACUGCUAGCAUCCUACACGUACCAAAUAUUUUACAGGUAUUUUAAAGCAAACCUUAAAGAUAAAGCAUCCAGUAAUACAUCAAAAUCGAACUACUCAAAAUAUCUCAGGAAAGAAUUUAUAUAAAGAAUGUUAUAAUUACAUGUAUGUAUCAGAAUACUAGUCUAUAAAUGAAUUUAUGGCAUAUUUUUAUAUUAGUUGCUUUGUGAAGAAAGUAUUGUAUUGCUGUCACUGAGUGCCAUGGUUGAAGAUAGUUUUUAAUAGAACCAUGUUGUUUAA
Alligator mississippiensis (American alligator) is the source of this 1701-nucleotide messenger RNA. It is a transcript of the gene CREM, whose product is annotated as cAMP responsive element modulator. Gene Ontology annotation, molecular function: protein binding; RNA polymerase II cis-regulatory region sequence-specific DNA binding; DNA-binding transcription factor activity, RNA polymerase II-specific. The record is from RefSeq and is a predicted model, not a curated record. Bases 99 to 1145 code for a protein of 348 amino acids. The transcript has 8 exons. NCBI's taxonomy places the organism in Eukaryota, Metazoa, Chordata, Crocodylia, Alligatoridae. Gene Ontology annotation, biological process: regulation of transcription by RNA polymerase II. Gene Ontology annotation, cellular component: nucleus; ATF4-CREB1 transcription factor complex.